Molecule: messenger RNA, 1299 nt
Organism: Colletotrichum godetiae
Lineage: Eukaryota; Fungi; Ascomycota; Sordariomycetes; Glomerellales; Glomerellaceae
Exons: 4
Coding region: 1-1299 (432 amino acids)
Molecular function (GO): oxidoreductase activity
Source: RefSeq, a predicted model, not a curated record
AUGGGCCAACCCCCUCCUGGUGCGGCUAGCUUCAUCGAACCUGACGAUUUGAGGACCAAAUUUGCAUUGGCAAUGUCGGCGAUGUAUCAGAAAGUAGUCCCGCUGUAUGGCAACUUACUCGAUAUUGUGCGCCGUGUCAAUCAAGAUGUCCUCCGGAAAAAGGAAGAAGACCUCACUUUGGACACGAUCACUAUCAGGGCCAGUGCCGAAAGGCUCACGCUUGAACGCCAUGGUGCCAUCAGGCUAGGCACCCCCCACGAGCUUCGAACAGUGAAGCGUAUCUUUGCUAUUUUGGGAAUGCAUCCGGUUGGGUACUACGAUCUAUCCGUCGCCGGUUUGCCCAUGCAUGCCACAUGCUUUCGCCCCACAAGCGUACAAAGCCUCCAUCGGAACCCGUUCCUUGUCUUCACGACCAUGCUUCGUCCAGAAAUCCUCGCCGCCGAAGACGCACGCCAGCUCUCGUGGGAACUGCUUCAGAAAAGAAACAAAUCCACGGCCAAGCUCAGUAGAGUUCUCGACACUGCCGAGUCCCAGAAUGAGGCCUUGCAAACCUUCAGCCGACAGGCAGUGGUUGCCGCUACCUUCGACCACGCCCAUGUCAACCACCUCACACCUCGGACCUUGGGCAUUUCGGUCGUCCAGGCUGCUAUGAGGGAGGCGGACAUGGCUGUCAAGGCACGCAUCGAAGGGCCGGCCAUUCGCCAGUGUCCCAUUCUCCUGCGCCAGACUAGUUUUCUGGCUCUUGAAGAAUACGUCCACUUCAGGCAAAGCGAUAGUACUGACCUGGGCUUGGCUUCGACUGAGCCCGAACUGAUCAAGGCCGGCUAUAAGGCUCGGUUCGGGGAAGUUGAGGAGCGGGGUGCCGCGGCCAUAGCACUGGCGGCGAAUGCUGAACCUGAGCAGGCUAAUAUAAUCGCAGAAGAUGUUUUCAAGCAAUAUUCUGACACUUGGACUGAAUUGAGGAGCAAGGAAUUGAUACAUAGCGAAUAUUUCUGCAUCGGUAAAGCACCCCCGGGUGAGGCUGGCCAGCAACUCGAUGCACUCGCUCUUGAGCGUCUCAUUGCACAGAGUGUUAUAGAGGCACGUCCAAUCACUUACGAAGAUUUCCUCCCAUUUUCGACGGCUGGUAUUUUCCAGUCCAACAUUCAGUCUCGAAACAAAGAUGGACGGCCGCUACAGAUGAAACAUCCUGAACCGGACCUGCUCGGUUUCGUGGAAGCACUAGAAGAAGAGCCUGUAAAUAUUCAAAGCUGGGAAUAUCAUAGGAUAUCAUCCACGGGCGAUCGACUCCCACAUUGA